Messenger RNA from Gopherus evgoodei (Goodes thornscrub tortoise), 1413 nucleotides. RefSeq lists its product as uncharacterized. The record is from RefSeq and is a predicted model, not a curated record. NCBI's taxonomy places the organism in Eukaryota, Metazoa, Chordata, Testudines, Testudinidae.
AUGGAGGUGGAGGUGGAGGUGGGAGUUUCACAAGCUGAAGAAGAGUUUGAAGAACAUAAUCUGAAUAUUGAAGACGAAUCAAAUGAGACACGCGAGGAUCAAAACUUGGAAGACUGUGAAAGUGAAAAUGUCACUCGUUUGAAUUUGAGCUUUAAUGAUCUUGCUACUUGGGCCAAAUGUGAUGAUCAAGUCCGACAAAUUCUGGUGGAACAUGGGCCAGAACAAGUUCAGCAGUUCGAUUUCCCCAAAGAUACAAGAAGAAAAGUAUUGGCUGCAAAUACUAAAACGUCUGACUGCUUUGGUCAGAGUUCUUGGUGUGCAAACCUGGCCUUUCGGGGAACACAUGAAAAACUGCAUACUUCUGGUAAUGAAAAUUUCCUCAAAUUUGUCGAAUAUCUAUCUUUGUUUGACCCACUUAUGGAUGAGCAUCUUCGAAGGAUUAAGGACCAGCAGAUGCAUGUACAUUACCUAGGGAAAGACAUACAGAAUGAGCUUAUUCAGCUUCUAUCCAAUGCCAUCAAACAAAAAAUCCUAGCAUCUGCUCAUGCUGCAAAAUACUUUUCAAUCAUUCUCGAUUGUGCACCAGAUGCAGGCCACGUUGAACAAAUGACCAUGAUCAUUCGGUUUGUGGAUAGGCCUACUUCAGAGACUGAGAAUGAGACUGAAUCAGUAUGCAUAAAGGAACACUUCUUGGGAUUUGUGUCGCUUACGGAGACAACUGGAGCUGGUAUGACAGAAACUAUUCUUCACCAGUUAGAAGAGAUGUCACUGCCUAUAGAAAACUUGCGUGGUCAAGGCUACGACAAUGGGAGCAAUAUGAAAGGGAAAGAAAAUGGUCUUGGUGACAUCUAUGAUGCUCUGGUAAACAUCUAUGAAGAUACUCUGACAGGAUCAUCUGGCAAUACAUCGCGAGUUGAUGCAAAGGCUCUUACAAAAGUCAUUUCUAGUUUCAAGUUUCUUGUUUCUCUUGUUUUGUGGUAUGAUAUAUUGUUUGAGAUCAACAUAACUAGCAAACAACCUCAGGCAAAAGAAUUUGAUAUAUGUGAUGCCAUUAAUCAACUUGGAGAAAGCAAGAAGUUUCUUGUGGGCUGCAGAAGUGACGCAGCCUUUGAGAAAACAUUGGUAGAUGCAGGUGAACUUGCGGAGGAGUUGGAUGUACUGGCACUUUUUGAACCAGAUCCAAUCCAUAUUAGAAAGAAGAGGAAGCAGUUCAUAUAUGAAGCAGAUGACGAACCUAUUUAUGAUCCGAAAGAAAAAUUCAAAGUGAACUUUUACUUUGCAGUCAUUGACACAGCAAUACAUUCGGUUGAAGAAAGAUUCACAUUGAUGCAGCAAAUUAGUUCAGUGUUUGGCUUCAUAUAUGUUUACAGUUUGCAAAAUAAAACACCAAAGCAAAUUAUGGAACAUUGCUUG